UAUGAUCAGUUAUACUGCCGACGCCGCCAAUGUGGUGCUAACUUUCUGGCAUGUCUUGACGAUAAGUAGAGCACGCCUUCCUGACCAUGAAUUCUUCUCACCAUCUUACCUGCGCUGUCACUCUUUUCAUAAAGUUCUACACAUUCGUUUCACUUCAUAUAUAUACUCGCUAUAAUGCACUCCGCUUCCUUCAUUACGCUCAUUUUUGGUGCCGCUCUCGUCGCGGCUGCUCCCGCACCCGUAAGGAUCGGACUGGAUGACGUUAUCCUCCACGGCAAAGGCCACUUCACUGUUAUGAAGCGAUCCGCCUUUGAAGAGCUGGAAGCUGCACGCAAGGCCAGUGCUGUACCUCCGAAGCCUGCCUACCUUGCUGAGAUUCACUUCUCCGGCAACGAGACCAAGAUGCCGGGCAAGCAGCACUUGAAACGCGACACUAGCAUUAUCAUUCCAAACCCCAACUCUCGUUUCUUGGGCUGGGAUGUUCAGAUGAGCCAAGUCACCAAGGGCGCACCGACUACCAUCUCCGUCGCCUCGGGUUUCUCCAUUAGUAACAGCAUUUCGGUUGGGGCGAGCAGCACUUUGACACUUGUAAAAGACUUCCUCCAAGUCUCCAUGUCGAUCGACUACAGCCAGACGUGGCAAACGACUCAGACUCAAACCUUCACCGCCGAAGUCCCCAAGGACAAGUACGGCGCUUUUGUCAGUAACCCCUGGACCAACCGUGCGAGUGGAAGUGUCUGGACGGGUACCAUCGGCGGUGAUGGAGAGCUAUCCGACUACCAGGCUGACUCGUUCGAGUCAAAGCAAUUUGAUAAUAUGGAAUGGGUUGACGGUGUUAUCAGUCUUUGUACAGGCGAUGAGUUUCCUCUCAAGAGGUGCUUGGGCGAGGGUACACUAUAAGGCUAGGAAAGGCCGUGACGAGCAUAUGCUGACCUGUCUGGGUGUCAGAAUCGAGGAUGCAUGGAGAAGCAAGACAGUUUCAUAGAUCUAGUACAGCUAAUAAUGUU
Molecule: messenger RNA, 1007 nt
Organism: Alternaria rosae
Lineage: Eukaryota; Fungi; Ascomycota; Dothideomycetes; Pleosporales; Pleosporaceae
Exons: 1
Coding region: 175-900 (241 amino acids)
Source: RefSeq, a predicted model, not a curated record